AUGUCUUUUGCCGUACCGUCUGUCCCCAGACCGCCGAGCCAUAUCUUGCUGUCAUCUACGAUAACAUCAAUACCCAAAGACAAUCUGUCAGUUCAAGACGUAACCCAGGGGAUGGUCCAGCAAAGUUCUCCACCCGCUGUGCCCAUCAAGCCUGUGGAAGAACUUUUCUCACUGGAUUUUCAUUCGCCAUCCGGCCCGGCAAUAGUUUCUACUGCGCGAAAGGACUCGAAGUCCGACAUAUUAUCCUUGUUCGGCACUUCUACCACUCCCGCAGCGACUGCAAUGUGGGGUGCGCAGACAACGUCCACGAUUCCACAACCGUUCCCGCUACACAGGAGUGUCUCAACCCCUACAUCUAACCAUACGGCUACGUUUGGAGCUGAUAUUUGGUCGGGUCAAAGUGACCCUUUCGCUUCUUUCGGGACGACUUCUUCCACGCCUUCCGGCACUAAGAACGAUGCCUUUUCCGAUCUGUGGGGCGAUUUUAAAUAG
Messenger RNA from Dacryopinax primogenitus, 492 nucleotides. RefSeq lists its product as uncharacterized. The record is from RefSeq and is a predicted model, not a curated record. Lineage: Eukaryota; Fungi; Basidiomycota; Dacrymycetes; Dacrymycetales; Dacrymycetaceae. The coding region runs from base 1 to 492 and encodes 163 amino acids. The transcript has 3 exons.